This is a messenger RNA of Onychostruthus taczanowskii (white-rumped snowfinch), 1029 nucleotides long. RefSeq names its product family with sequence similarity 166 member A (gene CIMIP2A). The coding region runs from base 1 to 1029 and encodes 342 amino acids. The transcript has 8 exons. Lineage: Eukaryota; Metazoa; Chordata; Aves; Passeriformes; Passeridae. The record is from RefSeq and is a predicted model, not a curated record.
AUGGCAGGCUUCAAGGGAAACAGCAUCUUUCCUCAAAACCCCUACCACAUCCCUGGCUAUGGGGGCUACGUUCCUCAAUUCACCUUCAUGUUUGGGGACACCUAUGGAAGAACCACCCACAAUCUGCUGACAGAUCCCAAUGUCAGGAAGAGCCCUCGCUCCCUGCUGGCACCGCUGGACAACAAGGAAAACCUCCUCGAGUACCAUUACCACAUUGACCAUCCAGGAUACGUCACCUACCAGCCCCUCAGGAGCCCUCCUGAGGUUCCCCUGGGGCCGCAGCCCGUGCCCUCGGUGCUGGAGGAGCCGCAGCCCUGGCGGUGCCCCCCGGGCCUGGCCGUGCCCGGGCCCCAGCAGAGCCCCCCGGAGCCGCUGCGGGGGCUGGCCCUGCACCCCGCGGCCCAGGAGAUGGACAGGGAGCUGGCCAUGGCACCCCUGGCCCGGCUCCUGGGGACUGGAGCCGGCCAGGGCAGCCCUGCAGGGAGCGGAACGCAUCUAGAAACUGGAGGUGUGACACUGCCAGGAGGGGUUGCAACAGCAGAUUACACACUGCCAGUGCUGCCCGUCCCAAAUGCCAUCCGACAGAAAGCCACUUUAGGAGUGUUCUACAUCUUCCCCCUGGCCCUGGGGAACAUUCCUGUGCAGCAGGAGAGCUACAGGGGUGAUGGGCUGAUCCCCCUCGAGGAUCCGACUGCAGCAGGGUACACUGGAUACAUCCCCUGCUCCCUGGACAAUGUUGGCAUGACCUACCUCUUGUCUGUGAAGAAAGCCAUGAAGGAAUUCGACCGUCGCCAGCGUGCCCAGCACCCUUGGGCCAGGCCGGGCUCCCUGCUGGGUUUGCAGCACCGAGGGGCUGCAGCGGAGCAGCGCAGCUGCCGCAGGACACCGGCGCCGGGCGGCAGCUCCGUGGCACCGAUCGUGCCCAGGCAGCUCAAACCUCCGCAAUACCUGACGUACGAGCACAGCAGGGGCCGUCUCCAAUCUCCACACCAGCAGGAGCCAGUGACACAGCAGGCGGCACCUGGCUGA